Malus domestica (apple) is the source of this 1982-nucleotide messenger RNA. RefSeq names its product GRAS family protein RAD1-like. Gene Ontology annotation, cellular component: nucleus. Gene Ontology annotation, molecular function: DNA-binding transcription factor activity; sequence-specific DNA binding. Lineage: Eukaryota; Viridiplantae; Streptophyta; Magnoliopsida; Rosales; Rosaceae. The record is from RefSeq and is a predicted model, not a curated record. Gene Ontology annotation, biological process: regulation of DNA-templated transcription.
GUACACUAUGUGAGUAGGGGAACCAGAACCACUUAAGUUCCUAAAAGCAUUUAUCCUCCUCUUGCUAUUCUCUCCCUGCAAACUCCUCCAAAACCUAGCAAUGGAAGAUUUCAAUGCUUGGCUCUCCUUCCCCUUGCAUGAGAACCUCAACCAUGAUCUCGCCAUUCGGAGGUUUUGUCCGGCGCGAGUUGAGCAAGAACAAGGAGGAGGUGGAGGUGGAGAGUGGGAUGAAAUGCUAAAUGAGAUUGAGUUUUCUUCAUCCUCUCACACCACUAGCACUCCAUGCUUGCCUCCUUCAGAGGUUGACGAAUUCGUCGAUAGCUUCAUCAACAUGGAUCAUUGCAUUGAUGAUCAUGACAUUCAGUCCAUGGAGAAACAACAAAGUAGUAGUAGUAUUGAGUACUAUGAUCAAGAUGGGAUCGAGACAUUUUCAAUGGCAGAUGAUCUGUAUGGAGAUGUUCUGAUGAUGAUGGAGGAAGAAGAUGAUCAUGUGGAUAUGAGUGGCUUGGCGGAAGAUUUUCGGGUUGCGAAAACUGAGAUGAUGCCUGGGGUUGAGGUGGCGAGCCAUGGUGUGGACCAAGGGCUUAACUUGGUGCACAUGUUGCUCGCUUGUGCCGAGGCUGUUGGCUGCAGGGACACCAAGCUUGCAGACUCAUUGCUCGCCCAAAUUUGGGCAUCUGUGAGCCCUUGGGGUGACUCCUUGCAAAGAGUUUCAUACUGCUUUGCAAUGGGAUUGAAAUCAAGGCUUUCGCUUCUUCAAAAUGUCAACAUAAAUGGCACAUUCAACAACGAUAUGAUGGAUGUUUCAGUGACCUCUAGGGACGACAAGUUGGAAGCUUUUCAACUCCUUAACCAAACAACUCCUUACAUCGCUUUCGGUUUCAUGGUUGCCAAUGAAGCUAUAUGCCAAGCAGCGCAAGGGAAGGAAGACUUGCACAUCAUUGAUUUGGGAAUGGAGCACACUCUUCAGUGGCCUUCUUUGAUUAGAACCCUAGCAUCGAGACCCGAAGGCCCGCCUAAGAAGCUGCGAAUCACCGGACUCGUUGAAGAUCACAAUCUGUUUGAGCUUGAAGCUGGCAUGAGAGCUCUGGUGGAGGAGGCUAGCUCGCUAGGGAUACCAACAGAAUUUAGUUUGAUAUCGGAGCCGGUGAAACCAUCACUCCUAACAAGAGAGAACCUAGACUUGAGAGAAGGGGAAGCAUUAUUUGUCAAUAGCAUCAUGCACUUGCAUAAGUAUGUCAAAGAGAGUAGAGGCUCUCUGAAGGCAAUUCUUCAAGCUCUGAAGAAAUUAGGUCCAUCUGUGCUUACAUUGGUAGAACAAGAUGCAAACCACAACGGGCCAUUUUUCCUCGGGAGAUUCCUCGAGUCUCUUCACUUUUACUCAGCAAUUUUCGACUCCCUUGAGGCUAGCCUCCCACGAAACAGCCCUCAGAGGAUGAAGAUCGAGAGGCAGCACUUCGCGGACGAAAUCAGAAACAUUGUUGCUUUUGAGGGAUUAAAUAGGAUUGAGAGGCAUGAGAGGGCAGACCAGUGGAGAAGGCAAUUAGGGCGAGCCGGGUUUCAAGUGAUGGGGUUGAAGUGUACAAGUCAAGCAAGGAUGAUGCUAUCUGUUUAUGGCUGUGAUGGCUACACUUUGGCUAGUGAGAAGGGUUGUCUCCUCCUCGGGUGGAAAGGCAGGCCGAUAAUGCUGGCAUCGGCAUGGCAAGCGCACAGCGUGUCUUCCUCCUAGACUCCUACUUCGCCUCCGCUGUCAUAUCACCGUGGUUGCAGCUGGUCGAUUCAGUUAAGCCAUUGGCAUAGUCAUUUCAUUUCAUAUUCGAAAGUAAUAACUUGGGAUCAGGAACACGAUGCCAGAUUUUGAUUCCUAAACAUUUUCUUACUGAUGUUACCUUACCUGGCUGCGUUUUAUAGCCAAAUUGGUAGAAAAUAAAUGCACGGAUGCAUGAACAGAAAAAACCAAAUCGUGCAUUCUCUUUCGAAAA